Molecule: messenger RNA, 3218 nt
Organism: Protopterus annectens (West African lungfish)
Lineage: Eukaryota; Metazoa; Chordata; Ceratodontiformes; Protopteridae
Gene: PGM5
Product: phosphoglucomutase 5
Exons: 11
Coding region: 566-2266 (566 amino acids)
Biological process (GO): carbohydrate metabolic process; myofibril assembly; striated muscle tissue development
Cellular component (GO): adherens junction; cell-substrate junction; sarcolemma
Molecular function (GO): phosphoglucomutase activity
Source: RefSeq, a predicted model, not a curated record
CGCGCAUCGGAUUACACUACUGGAGCAGGAUAACAGUUUGCAGGCUCUCUUCACAUGGCUAUUUUUGGUUUAUCCCACUGCUGAUUGCAAAGGCUUGACCCUCCCUGCAUUCUGGCAGGCUCCUGCUCUUGUCCAAAGCUUUCCCCCAUACGAAGUUUUCUGUUGUCAAAACAAGACAUAACCUUUCCUCGUCUUUGCAAAGACACUCCUUGCGCUUUGUACAUAAAGCUAACAUUGCAACCUUGCCUUGAUCAGCUAGGAAGUAAGGGAAACUUGAACUGAUUUCGUGCAGCUCUGAAUAUAUCUCGGAUUGAGGGGCUUUGCUUACUACAUUCCUAAUCAACUAGACCUGUUCCGAAAAUACAGUUCUCACAUUGCAAAUACCAGAUUUAACAAUACGACUAGAUGACCUUCUCUUGGACUGGGGGUUGUGUACACAGGAAAACGUGAGCUAAGGUGCCUGGGGAAAAUUACAAUUUUUUUAGGGGUGCCACUGUGCCAGUUGAAGUAUUCUAAGUUGCAAGAGCGAGCGGCAAACCCCGCAAGGACGAGCGCAAAAUUAGCCAUGGAGGCGAACCCCAUCCCGGUGGUUACGGUGCAGACGGCCCCCUACGAUGACCAAAAGCCAGGGACAAAUGGAUUAAGGAGGAAGACAAUUGUUUUCGAGAGCAGGAGGAAUUACCUACAAAACUUCAUUCAGAGUGUACUGUCCUCCAUCGAUCUGCGUGACCGACAGGGGUGCACAAUGGUAGUGGGAAGUGAUGGCAGGUACUUCAGUCGUACGGCUAUCGAGGUCAUCGUCCAGAUGGCAGCCGCUAACGGGAUUGGUAGACUGGUCAUUGGUCAGAAUGGUAUCCUGUCCACACCAGCUGUGUCAUGCAUUAUCCAGAAGAUAAAAGCUAUUGGAGGAAUUAUUCUGACAGCAAGUACCAAACUUGGAGGACCAGGUGGAGACUUUGGAAUCAAAUUCAAUGGAGCUAAUGGAGGCCCUACCCCUGAUUCUGUCACUGAUAAGAUCUUUCAGAUCAGUAAAACUCUGGAGGAGUACACCAUAUGUCCUGAUCUACGGAUAGACCUGUCUAGGCUGGGCAGACAGGUGUUUGAUUUGGAGAACAAGUUCAAGCCAUUCAGAGUUGAAAUUGUGGAUUCAGUGGACAUUUACCUCAACGUUCUUCGAAAUAUAUUUGAUUUCAGUGCAAUCAAGGGUCUUCUGACAGGACCUAAUCAACUGAAAAUAAGAAUAGAUGCUAUGAAUGGAGUUAUGGGACCGUAUGUAAGAAAGAUACUUUGUGAGGAAUUAGGAGCACCAGCGAACUCUGCUGUAAACUGUGUACCUCUAGAGGAUUUUGGUGGGAAGCUUCCUGAUCCCAACCUGACUUAUGCUACUUCACUCCUUGAAGCAAUGAAGGCAGGAGAACAUGGAUUUGGAGCAGCGUUUGAUGGUGAUGGGGGUCGGUAUAUGAUUCUAGGGCAGAAUGGUUUCUUUGUGAACCCCUCUGAUUCAUUGGCUAUCAUUGCUGCCAAUCUUCCCUGCAUUCCUUAUUUCCACCAGACUGGAGUCCAUGGAUUUGCCAGAAGCAUGGCCACAAGUUCAGCACUGGAAAGGGUUGGAAAGGUGAUGAAGGUUCCUGUGUAUGAAACUCCUGUGGGAUGGAAGUUUUUUGGAAAUCUGAUAGAUUCUGGAAGAUGCUCACUUUGUGGGGAGGAAAGUUUUGCUACAGGCUCUGACCACAUACGAGAUAAGGAUGGACUCUGGGCAGUUCUUGCUUGGCUCUCAAUUAUAGCAGCUCGAAAACAGACUGUUGAAGAAAUUGUAAGGGAUCACUGGGCAAGAUUUGGGCGGAAUUACUACUGCAGGUUUGAUUAUGAAGAAGUUGAACCCAGAGCUGCAUUUUUCAUGAUGAGGGACCUGGAAGCUACAAUCACAGACAAAUCAUUUGCAAGUCAGCAGUUCGCAGUUGGGAAUCAUUUCUACAGUGUGGACAAGGCAGACAGUUAUGACUACACAGACCCUGUAGAUGGUAGUAUAACCAAACGACAGGGACUGCGAAUCAUUUUCAGUAACAAUUCCCGGAUCAUCUUCAGGCUGAGUGGAACCAGUAGCACAGCAGCAACUGUCAGGAUUUAUGCUGAGAGCUUUGAAAAGGACCCAAGCAAACAUAAUAGAGAACCACAGGCUGUACUGGGUCCUCUGAUAGCGAUCGCACUGAAACUCUCCCAGAUCCAUGACCGGACAGGACGCCGGGGUCCCACUGUCAUUACCUGAGCUUACCAAAGCACAGUAACCAUGGGGCCAAGAAAAAGAGCAGAAAAGACAGAGAUUUUCUUCCAUUUUAAAUGCUGUUACCAAAUAUGAGCUGUUUGUGUCAAGAAAAAAAAUUGUAUUUUUAAUUUUGACUGUAACACUAAAGAAAAAAGGUGAGAUAGAUUAAACUGGGUGACAUUUAAGGUUAGAAGUAUUCAGUUCCUAGUUUAAAGCUACAGUGCCUAAGUUUGAACAUAUUUACCAGUGGGGGCUAUUAUUAUCUCCUGGAUUCUGCACAGUAUUGGAAGAAAAGUUAAGAAAGAUCAGAGGUGGGGGAGGGGGAGUCACAAUGAUGGAAAAAUAUUAGAAAGGAGGUGCAUGUAGCCAGUCAUUUCCUACCACAAAGUAAUUGUGAUUCAUUUUGUUAGGAAUGUGGCAUGAAUCCCCAAAUUUCUAAUCUGGUAGUUUGAACACAUGAUUGCCAACUCAGUAUUUAUAUAUUCUUCAGGUUUAACCUUCUUUUUACCUUGUAGGAGGUUGUUGUGUCUGAGUUCACAUUCUCCGCUGGUGUAUUAUUCAUGUUAUAUCUCAAUUUUGCAACUCCACCUAUGAUAUUUGUACUCAUUACGGCACAUCAAAUGUUUUUGAAAGUUAUUAAACCACAGUAUAUAGUCUUUUGAAAAUGAAGCUAAAUCUUUAUGACCACCACAAGAGUUCACUUGCACAUUUAACUAUUUUGUAUAAGGUGUGAGCUUGCUUUCCUAAUAUCAGAAGCCGUAAAUUCUCUGGAGUUUAGAAAUCUGUUCCUCAUUGUCUUUAUACACUGAUGUAGAAUCAGCUUGGAAGUCACAAAAACAUUGGUGUCAGGUGUUCUUUUUCCUUACAGACUGUAUAUCUGUAUGCUUUAACUCACAUUUAAUUAAAUCCAUAUGCUACUCUUGUCAGUGUUAAAGAAAUGGAUUACAGUGAAAAG